AUGAAUAAUAGUAGUAGUAUGAUCUUCAAAACAUUAGUUGUAUUAUUGGCUAUAUUGGGUGUAUGUAAUGCAAAUUCGCCAUACUAUCUAGUAAUUGCAAAUAUAGGUUAUACCAAUGGUGAUUGCAAUGGCGAUGUUCACAAUGCCUACAGCUAUCAGGUGAACACCUGUGCUAAUGGAGUGGCCACCUACUGUUCACCUAACGAUAAUGUCGGUACUAUCGCCUCGUUCUUUGAUAACGAUUGUUCAUCUAGUCCUCUGAAUAUAGUUACCUAUCCGCUUGGUUGCAAUGGACAAUCCCUGGUUCUCUGUCAACAAGGUCCCUUCAAUAAUCACAGUGCUUCUACCUACGCCAGAUACGAAGAUUCCGCCUGUCAAACUGCGCCAACCUUUACACAGACCUACAUUUCAAAGGUAUGCAAUGAGGGUGUCGUGACUACUUGCGACGAUACAUCGACCACCAUCACCACCUUUGAAAACAGCGACUGCUCUGGUAAAUCAACGUCGAUGACACACACUUUGAAAACACAAUGUCAUACCGGUACACAAGGAUACGAACAGACAAACAGUUAUAAUGCAAAUAGUUCGAAAACUCUCGAACCAAAAUGUAGACUUAUGACAUAUCUAUCUUGUACCAUACAAUUUGAACAUCAACCAUACAUAGAGAUACAUUUUGAUUCACAAUAA
Molecule: messenger RNA, 687 nt
Organism: Heterostelium album PN500
Lineage: Eukaryota; Evosea; Eumycetozoa; Acytosteliales; Acytosteliaceae
Exons: 4
Coding region: 1-687 (228 amino acids)
Source: RefSeq, a predicted model, not a curated record